AUGAAUCUAUUGCUUCUUCUUGAUGGCUUCAUUUAAUCAUGCUUUGAGUUAAACUGCAAGUUGUUCAGAAAUUACAUCUAGUAGUUAAAUUUAUUAUUUUUGGCUAUGUUUGUUAAAUGGCUAUAUGUCACUAAGUUAUUACUGUAAGAACUUGUAUAUUAACACAAGUAUGAGCAAAUUCUGGGAAUUUUAAGACUGGUAUUAAUGUAUGGAAAAAUGA
This is a messenger RNA of Paramecium sonneborni, 220 nucleotides long. The record is from the annotation of a GenBank genome assembly. NCBI's taxonomy places the organism in Eukaryota, Ciliophora, Oligohymenophorea, Peniculida, Parameciidae.